Messenger RNA from Blastomyces gilchristii SLH14081, 447 nucleotides. RefSeq lists its product as uncharacterized. NCBI's taxonomy places the organism in Eukaryota, Fungi, Ascomycota, Eurotiomycetes, Onygenales, Ajellomycetaceae. The record is from RefSeq and is a predicted model, not a curated record. The transcript has a single exon. The coding region runs from base 85 to 399 and encodes 104 amino acids.
ACGCAGCGUACAUUCUCAAGCACGGCAGCAGCGAUUUCAAGCGACAUAUAGGGAAGUCGGCUUUUCUAACAAUAUCCUGAGUGCAUGAUUAUGCAUAUCGGAUGCGCAAACCUCUGUUGCGUUAUGUUAUGGUGUUGCAUCUUCAAGAAUUUGCUGACCGGAGGGAUCAUUGGGCCUUAUACUUUGCGGGGUGAACAGAUCAAGCGUUGGAUAGACCCGGCAGUCAAUUUUGAAAGCAAACAUCUCAUGUGGCUAGAUCAGUCGCUGGCGAAUGCAGGCUUUGCGCCUCAGCAGCCUUGUGACAUGCCCUCCGCAAGGGCGGCUUACGUGGGCAUUGAGCACUGCCCAAUCGCGAACUCCUGCCAUAAAAGAGUAGUUAUAUCAGAGGGGAGUCGUUGACUAAAGGCACUAUUUCGAACAGAAAUAUGACACGCCCCUAGCUAAUGG